Brassicogethes aeneus is the source of this 4098-nucleotide messenger RNA. The record is from the annotation of a GenBank genome assembly. NCBI's taxonomy places the organism in Eukaryota, Metazoa, Arthropoda, Insecta, Coleoptera, Nitidulidae.
GCCGUGCUGAUAACUCUGUUGCCGUUGUUCGAGACGCGCGAAAGUUUGUGCGCUCUUUACGAAAACUUGAACCAAGUGUUUAUCAUGUUUUAGUGUGAUGUGCGAUUAUUUUCGUAAGAUAACUUAAGCAUGAGAAUUUAAUUUGUGUACAACCCUGUGUAGUGCGUUUUUGGGAUUUAACGAACUUUUUUCAAAGGACACGAUGGAUUCCAGCACCCGGUUUUCGUGCUUCAUUUUACUAGGAUUAAUAAUAUGUGUCAUGGUGAGAGCCGAUGACGUCACGCGAGACACAAGAGAAAAGGAAGAUGUCACUUUGGAAUGCAGAUUUUCCUUGCAAUCGGAGAAAACGCUUUUUUAUUGGACCAAACAUAUCAAAGAAACCCAUGACAGCGUUGCCAUUGGCAGCGAACCACUCGACAACAAUUACAAACUAAAUUAUCAACCAGAAAAAGGCAUCUAUGAUCUCCUGAUCUCCAACGCAAGCUACGAUCGAGAUAAUGGAAAGUUUGAGUGCAAAGUCAAGGUGGCCGGUUCUGGAGAGACCAUCCACGUUCAACGUUACACUUUGACUGUACUGACAGCCCCGCAAGAACCCCAAAUAGCCCCCAGUCCACAUGUAACUGUGACAGAAGGAAAAAGACAGGAAUUGACAUGUUCCAGUCUCGGGGGUUCCCCCGAUCCUCAGGUCAAAUGGUACAGAGAUGGAUCUGUGUACCCACUGGAGGCUUCUUUGAAAAACGGCGGGUCCAGAGAUCAACCGACGACUGCAACACUCAGUAUAACCCCGACAAAAGACGACGACGAGGCUACAUUUAGGUGUGAAGUUUGGAAUCGGGCUCUUCCAGACGACAAAAAAAUGAUCUCGACAGUCGUACUAAGCGUCAACUACUUUCCACGCGUUGAAGUAGGCCCUGAAAACCCACUGCGUAUUGAGAGAGAUUCAAUGGCGACUUUGCAAUGUUCCGUGGAUUCAAAACCAAAGGUAUCAAGCGUUAGAUGGACAAGAAAUGGACGUUUUAUAAGCGGAUCCGAGAACCACGUUAUUCACCGCGUUAGUAUACAAGACGCUGGGAAAUACUCUUGUAGUGCUGAUAACGGUUUAGGCAAAGUUGGCGAAAAGGAAAUGGCACUUGAUGUUUUAUAUGGCCCUAUUGUAACUCUAGAAGCUAAAACGAAAGAAGCUGAGGAGGGAGAGAGUGUCUUUAUUAAGUGUAAUGUUUCAUCAAACCCAAGCCCUAUGAUAAUUGAAUGGGUUAAGGAUGGUAAACCAGACUUCAGACAAGUUGGAGAUACGUUGAGAUUGAGCCAUGUUACUGCAGAAAACGCUGGUACUUACAUAUGUAGAGCCGUUAAUAUUAUAAGCCCCAGUUCAGUUCCUAUUAGAAGAACUGAAAAGAUCGGUAAUGUUUCAAUAGCUCUACUUAUUCGUCACAAGCCCGGUAAGGCCAGAAUAAUGCCCGACAAACCAAUAGCAACUGAAGGAUCAGCGGUUACUUUGACGUGCACGGCCACGCCACCAGGCUGGCCUCUACCGCAAUACAGAUGGUUUAGAAUUGGCUCAGACGGACAAAACACUAUUCUCGCCACUGGGACAAAAUACACGAUAGCUAACGCUAAUUUGGGUACUGAGGGGGUUUACAAUUGUCAAGCCACCAACGAGUUGGGACCUGGGGAGAUGGCGUCGGUCAACUUGGAAGUCCACGUUCCUCCCAGCAUCAAACUAAAGUUGAAACCCGCUGAGACUAAGAGAGUUGGAGAUCAAGGAUUCUCAGUAGCUUGUAACGCAAAAGGAAAACCGAGACCCAUGGUACGUUGGCUGAAAGAUGGCGAAGAACUAACGCCAGAUGCUAAUAUGUACGAAGUCAAAACCGAGUUCACUGAAAGCAAUAAUGGCGCAACAACCGUUCAAAGUAUAUUGAAAUUCCAUGGAAAUGCUCGCCCAAAUAAUAAUGAAUUAUUACCAUCUGAUAGAGGUGUAUACGCUUGUUCUUUUGAAAAUGAAGUAAGAAGAUCUGAAUCCACAAUGCAUUUGAAAAUAGAACAUGAACCAAUUGUUUUACAUCAAUACAACAAAGUCGCUUACGAUAUUUCCGAAAUCGCUGAAGUCGUAUGUAGAGUCCAAGCUUACCCCAAACCAGAAUUUAAAUGGUUCUUUGGCACUAACUUAUCCCCAUUACACUCAUCAUCUGAAGGGCACUAUGUAGUUCAAACUAAAGCAGACGAAAACGAUAUUUACACAAGCGUUCUAAAAAUAUCAAACAUCAAAAAGUCAGACUACGGUGAAUACAACUGCCAAAUAGUGAAUAAUCUUGGUGAUAUACAGACCAAGAUUAGGUUGCAACCUAAAGGACCACCAGAAAAGCCUACAAAAUUAGUUUCGUUACACACAGGACAUAACUUUGUCACUUUAGGAUGGGAACCCGGUUUUAACGGCGGUAUUUUCAACACCAAAUACUUUGUAUCCUACAAGAAGAUUUCAAGUGAUGAUGAUAUUAUUGUUGAGGGUUGUGGAAUGGUGACCAAAACUACGGAUUGGUCUGAGGUCGAUUGCCAACAAAAUGUACCAUGUAAUGUUUCGCAUUUAGAGCAGCAUCAAAGCUAUCUCUUUAAGGUUAAAGCUUUAAACACUAAAGGAAACAGCGAAAAUUCCCAGGAAAUCAAAGUAACAACUCGCGUAGACAGGAUACCAGUACCACAACGUGUCUCCUAUAACAGAGCCUCGCAUACUUUAGCCAUUAACGUGCCAGCCACUUGUCUGCCAUUGAUUGCCAUAGUAGAAUCAGUUGCUAACGAAAACCACCCAAUAACAGCGUGGCAAGUAAUUGAUACCCUCCCACUCCAAGUAUCUGGUUUGACACCUACAUACAAGGAGAAGAAUUUGGAUGAAAAUAAUAGAAGAUCCUCUGGAAGAGCUUUAGUUGAUGAACCUAUUGGUGUUAAUGAUGAAUACAAUCCACGUUUGAGGGUUAAGCUUUGCUUAAGGACACAUCAUGACCUCUGCGGGGAAUUUGUGGAAGCUGAAUUUGGUUACGCUCAUAUACGUGAAGCGUCAGCCUUAACCACACCAACUCUAAUCGCCAUAGUAAUUUCAUGCAUAGUAUUUUUACUCUUCGUUGGACUUCUCUUGAUCUUCUGUAGAUGCAAGCGCAACCAAUCAAAGAAAUCUCAACAAGCUAAAGACUACGAAAUGGAUUCAGUUAGACCAACGAUUGUUCCUCAACAAAAUCAAGCGCCACCACCAUAUUACCCAUCGACUGGUAUGGACAACAAGGCGUUGGAACAUUCUUUAGAUUUGGCUUUAGCCAUGGAGGAUCAGAAGACUGUAUAUGCUACCCAAAAUGGUUAUGGUUAUCAUGUAGCUAAUCAGGAUAUGCCUCAACGGCAGAAUGUCAACAAUGGAGACUGGGCAAACAUGGGUUAUCUAGAGAACAGCUACUCAAACUCCAACAACGGAGGUUCAGUAAACUCACAAGACUCUCUAUGGCAAAUGAAAAUGGCGGCCGCUUCCACGAACUCUAACAACCAAUUGCAGCCACAUCAUAUGAACGUCGACCGUCAGAAUUCGUACGGUUACGAUCCGAUCACGCAUGGCGGUUACGGCGCAGUCGACGAUUACGCACCCUAUCCUCAUAUCACUACCCAGAGCAACCAUGGCGACGAUUAUAACAUGCGCAACAGUAACAAUCCGUCCAGACAAGACUACUGCAGCGACCCCUAUGCGGCUGUGCACAAGCCCAAGAAGCGUAUCGAACAACAUAUCGAUUCUCCAUACCACGACGUAUCUGGCCUACCAGACCCGUAUCUUGAGCAAAUGGUGGAGGACGAGAAGCCCCCGCAACACAUGUCCUUGAACUACGAGGAGAGUCUCGAAAGUGGUUAUUCGACGCCUAACUCGCGGACGAGGCGCGUGAUUCGCGAAAUAAUCGUCUGAAACUUCGAAUACGAUAAAUCGAACAAGAACUAUGUCUAAAAGACAAAUCGAUGUGCUAACCCUCCCAUUAAUUAAUAAUAAUAAUAACUCUAUCUGCAAAUAUUUAUGAUUGAAUUUUAACAAAUUUAACACGGUUUCGUUAUGCAUUUCAGUUUUGUGUGUGGUGC